AUGGGUAUUCAGGGAUUAUUACCACAACUAAAACCCAUCCAAAACCCAGUCACACUCCGAAGAUAUGAAGGCCAAACAUUGGGAAUUGACGGGUAUGCCUGGUUACAUAAAGCUGCGUACUCUUGUGCAUAUGAACUGGUAAUGGGGGAACCUACAGAAAGGUAUCUUAAUUUCUUCAUUAAAAGAUUUGCAUUAUUAAAAGCAUUUAACAUUCAACCAUACCUGGUAUUUGAUGGCGAUGGUGUACCUGUGAAAAAAGGAACAGAAACGAAGAGAAGAGAGAAGAGAAUUGAAAACAAAGAGAUUGCCCAACGGUUAUGGAAGUCUGGAGAAAAGAAGAACGCAAUGGAAUACUUUCAAAAAUGUGUAGAUAUUACACCAUCAAUGGCCAAAUGUGUCAUAGACUAUUGCAACACAAAUAAUAUUAAAUAUAUUGUUGCCCCAUUUGAAGCAGAUCCGCAAAUGGUAUAUCUGGAGAAUAAAGGACUAAUUCAUGGUAUUAUUUCUGAGGAUUCUGAUUUACUGGUCUUUGGUUGUCGAAGAUUGAUUACUAAAUUGAAUGAAUUUGGUGAGUGCAUUGAAAUUUGUAGAGAUGAUUUCGGAAAACUUCCUAAUAAGUUUCCUUUGGGUCAACUUAGUGACGAAGAGAUAAGAACAAUGGUAUGUCUCUCUGGUUGUGAUUAUACUGAUGGUAUCCCAAAGGUAGGCUUAGUGACGGCCAUGAAACUUGUUAGUAGAAUGAGAGAUAUCAAACGAAUUGUCCUUCAUAUUCAAAGAGAAGGUAAAUUAAAAGUCCCCCGAGAUUUUCUAAAGGAAUAUGAACGUGCAUCUUAUGGAUUCCUAUAUCAACGAGUGUUUUGCCCUUUGAGUAAACGAAUUGUGAGUUUUCAUGAUAUUCCAGAUACUCUAUCAUUAUCUAGUCCCCAUAGGGAGACAAUUUCUACAUGUAUUGGUUCUGUGAUUAACAAACAGACUCAUGAGAAAAUGAUUUUAUUUAAUGAGGAGGAUAUUGAUCAUCAUGUUCAUCUAAAACAGGCAAUGGGAGAGCUAGAUCCAUACGAUUAUAAUAAGCCAUUGAUUAGUCGAGAGAGGGUCCUUCAGUUAAGUUCAAAAUCAGAAAUCAUUACUAGACAUGAUAAUGCACCAUUCAAAGAUGUCACAAAUAUUAAAAGAAAAAGACCUGCAACAAAAUCCAUUGACUCUUUCUUUAGACCUACUACCGGACCUUCGAUAACUGUAAACUCAAAUAAUAAAUCAUAUACUAUGAGUAGUUAUAAUCUCGGUACAUCUCUAAUUCCUAAAUUUGUUGACAAACAAGUUGAAACAGUGAAAAAGAGAAAACUUAUAAAACAAGAUGAUGAAAAUAUUCAGAUAGAGGAUUCCAUUCAGUCUACUAGUAAAUUUUUCAGUAAGAAGGAUAUUAAAAAGAAAGAACUCAAAGUACUUGAACAAAUAAGUCCGCAACACGUGUGUAAUAUUGAUUCAGAAUUAAAUUCAAGUCGUGCUAGCACUAUAGUUGAUAAUAACUUUUCACAUGAAACUUCUGAAGAUGAGUGCAGCACCGACGUUCCUGAAUCGGAAAUAUCUACUGAUAUUCCAAGCUCAUUUCCUCUUAAUAUUAGAGAUAAUCAAAGUGGAAUGCAUUCUGUUUCAAGGAGUGAUACACCAUUAGCAUAUGUUACUGAAGAAAGACAUUUAAGAAAUUAUUCAUUUAAUCGUGCGGUUAACUCUACGAAUAAUUCUUCCAAAAUAAGGGGUAUAUUUAGAAGUGUCACCAGAAGCUCAAGCGAAAUAUCAUCAUUCGAUACAUGCGGUGUAAUCGGGGACGAUGGAAAUCAUCCUGAUCAAGAAAAUAUUCAAUCGAAGGAAUUAAUUGGGGCAUUGUCUAUUAAAAAGUCAGAUGAGUCUGAAAUAUACUUAGCAAGACAGGACAAACAAAUAUCAAUGAUGGAUAAGAUAUAUGGUACUUCUACUAGAGCUUCGGCAUUACAAUCAUUCAGAUAUUCUGCUGUUAAAGAACAAUCGAGAAGAAGAGAUCCCUUAAAAUCGAAUGAUAUUAAUCAAAAAUCUAUAGUUACAAGAACAUUAAAAGCAAGCGCAUCCAUUGUAAAGCCACGUAGAAGAAUGUCAGGAUCUAAGAAUAAUGGAUAUAUUAUGGAAAAUAUUGAAAAUAUACCUGAUCUUCAUACAGAAAAUAAAGGUCUUACAGGAAGCCAUACACCCUGUGAAAUCAAUGUUGAGGAUAGAGUUAAUGAAUAUAAUUAUCAUGAAAAUACGGGAACAAUAGAGCGUAAACAAAAUAGGAUUCAUGUUAAAAUUAAUGGCAAAAAUUCUUCUAUGAAAUCACAGUUAGAUACAUCUAUGCCAUUAAAAAGGUCUGUUUCGUUACUUUCUCAAUUUAGAUACAAAGGGAAAUAA
Molecule: messenger RNA, 2418 nt
Organism: Maudiozyma barnettii
Lineage: Eukaryota; Fungi; Ascomycota; Saccharomycetes; Saccharomycetales; Saccharomycetaceae
Gene: EXO1
Product: Rad2 family nuclease EXO1
Exons: 1
Coding region: 1-2418 (805 amino acids)
Biological process (GO): DNA recombination; mismatch repair; DNA double-strand break processing
Cellular component (GO): nucleus
Molecular function (GO): 5'-3' DNA exonuclease activity; 5'-flap endonuclease activity; DNA binding
Source: RefSeq, a predicted model, not a curated record